This is a messenger RNA of Anoplopoma fimbria (sablefish), 2766 nucleotides long. RefSeq names its product hepatoma-derived growth factor-like. Gene Ontology annotation, cellular component: nucleus. The record is from RefSeq and is a predicted model, not a curated record. Gene Ontology annotation, biological process: regulation of transcription by RNA polymerase II. The coding region runs from base 391 to 1062 and encodes 223 amino acids. Lineage: Eukaryota; Metazoa; Chordata; Actinopteri; Perciformes; Anoplopomatidae. The transcript has 6 exons. Gene Ontology annotation, molecular function: double-stranded DNA binding; transcription coregulator activity.
GCUGGUGGGCAGAUUGGGGGCGCGUCUGCGGGCGGGUUUCAAUUUCAAACCCAAACAGUCCAAGGGACGAGCCGGGGGACUGUGUGAUAACGUUAACACCGACUGGUCACCGCGUUCACCCGUACUGUGGCGAUACUCGAGCACAGCCCCGACCGGCGCCGCUACCACCGGCCGUCAGCGCACAGCCUGCAGGAUCGGCGAACAAAAGUCGUCCGCUUCGCCUUCGCUCCAGUUUUCCGCGCCUGGUUGGUGUUCGGCUGACGAACGGGCGCUUGGCUUGUUUGCAGCAGGUGUUGACCGACCCGGACUCUGUGAAGCCUCAACAACACCACGAGCCUCCGCUACUGUUUCAACUCAUUUAAGGCAAUCAAGUCCUUUUCUGCGAGAAACAUGCCGAGGUCCAACAGGCAGCGAGAAUACAAGCCCGGAGAUCUGGUAUUUGCUAAAAUGAAGGGGUAUCCACACUGGCCUGCGAGGAUUGACGAGUUACCCGAAGGAGCCGUGAAGUCACCCUCCAACAAGUACCAGGUGUUCUUUUUUGGGACACAUGAGACGGCAUUCCUAGGGGCCAAGGAUUUGUGCCCAUACGAUGAAAACAAGGAGAAGUUUGGAAAAGCAAACAAGAGGAAAGGCUUCGCUGAGGGACUCUGGGAGAUUGAGAACAACCCCACCGUCACACAUGAAGACAACGAGUCAACAAAGAAAGACAAUGAGUCAGAAGGAGCAGGGGAUACAGAAAGUUUGGAGAAAGCAGAUGCCGAGGGCAGCAGUGAUGAGGAUGAAGGGGCCCUUGUCAUCGACGAGAAGAACGAGAGGGGAGGAGCUAAACGAAAAGCGGAGGAGUCCACAGAGGCAUCCCCCAAGCGGCCGAAGGAUACAGAGGCAGAGGGUGAUCCCAAAGUAGACCGCAACAAGUCUAAUGCCGAGGCCAAGCUCAACGAUGUGGCUGAACCCAAGGCAACUGCUCCCUCCUCAAAGAGCGAGUCAAAAGCAGAGGCCCAGGAAAACGCUCCAGCUGGAGAUAAGCUAACGGCAGAUAAGCCUGUGACAGACAGCGCUUAACGUCAACUCUCAGAAUGAAAACCAAGAACCUUUGACGCUUUUGUCUGGAAUUUAAGCAUCAACAUGUUUACCAGCUGGAUGCCAGAUUUCAGCUGUUUAAUUAAUAGAAGAAUUUUAAAACCUAAGUGUUUGUAUUGAGGGACAAACAAAUCUUCAUUUGCCAUUUUUGGGAUAUCAUAUAUCCCAGAAACCAAAAGUCUGCUAAUCUGAUUUCAAACAAUUGAACUGAGAACUUUAAGGCUCGUUUAUAAAUGGGAUUUUGGUGUGUAUAUAUUUUUUAUUUCUAAGUGCAAUUACAUAAUUACAAAGACUGAGUGCUAGGUGUCAAAAACAUUUUUCAGUUCGGAGGGAAUAAACACUUAAAUAUAUAGUAAAUUAAAAAAGGAGAACAUUUAAACCAUAAAAAAAGAUAAAUACUCUCAUCUGAUGGUUUUAAAACAUAGAUAUUGUAAAGGAAUAAGAACAAACUUUCACCCAUGCUCUCAUCUUUAGAUCAUAAAAUAUACGUUUUACUUCCAUUUGUUUCACCUAGCUUAUCAGCUUCAUCUUAAAUCAUAUAUUCAGUCUUUGGAUACAUGAUGAGUUGCACUUUCAGGUUUUGUUUUUUCCCUGCCAUUGUCUAGUUCACUGUAUGAUGUUUUAAUGCAACACAGGUUUUGUUGCUGUGGUGUAGUGAAUGCUUAGUUUGCAGGUGACCAAAAUUUACGUGAUUCAUUACCAGAUUUAAUAUUUAAAGCCCAUUUGAGAAGAACUAUUGUAGGAUUAAAACACUUUUAAACCCUUCUGUAACUUUCUUCAGCUUUUGAUUGUUGAAACAGAAAGACAUUCCUGAAUGUUUUUGUGUCCGAGCUCGGUCUUGACACUUUGGCGGAGGUGGAGCUGUGGCGUUUGUUAGGGGUCAAAUUUAUUUGUCAACACUUUCUGGAGAAAUUAUUUGGCAAACUUUCAAAUCCAUCAACUCAAAUCUCAAUUUCAAGUUAUUACAAGUUCUUAUAAGCGUUACAUUCAGAUAUUUUUCAACUGUAUUGCUGACAUCGUCAAUGCCAACAUGUGAUCUGUACAAAUUUUGAUUUUUGGAAGAAAUUAAAAUGAGAAGACUCUACACGGAGAAGCAUCUGUAAAACUUUGUUUUCUGAACUUUUGGUUUCCGACCAUUUAAACUGGAAUAUGAGUCUGUUUUUACUUCAAUGGUCUUAUUAUUUUGGCUGUGAAACAAAGUUGUGAUGUUUUAAAGGUGUGUUUUAUUUCAACAUUUGUUUAGACAACAUGUUCAAUAUGUGGUGUUUGUUAUUUUCCACUAUCGGUAAUUUUUAAGGUUCAAGUGGCUUUUGUAAUGCUCGGCCUGCUCACCAUGUUACUUGGAUGUCAUUGUUAUCAGAUUAGUGUUCCUUCCUGUAUUUGGCAACAUGAGCCCGCAGGUGAUCAAACCAUAAACUUAAGGGAAAUCUCAACCUUUACCUCACCUCAACCUUUUUGCUGUGCCUAAAAUGGCUUAUACCCACCUAAAAACUACCACUGAUUUCUAACAAUAAAACGGUCAAAGUGGCCUACUCAUGUCUGGAGUUAAUUCCAAGGGCAUGAUUGGGCAUUACGGUGUAAUUCUUGGUUAAGCUUUAUCUUUUAUUUCUGGAAGCUGUCAUUCAUCUUAAUCUGCUGCUUAGUUUACUGUUGUAGUUGCCAGUCCAUUUAAUAAACAUGUUGAUU